Messenger RNA from Nelumbo nucifera (sacred lotus), 1517 nucleotides. RefSeq names its product dual specificity protein phosphatase (DsPTP1) family protein (gene LSF2). NCBI's taxonomy places the organism in Eukaryota, Viridiplantae, Streptophyta, Magnoliopsida, Proteales, Nelumbonaceae. Gene Ontology annotation, biological process: protein dephosphorylation; starch catabolic process. Gene Ontology annotation, cellular component: chloroplast. Gene Ontology annotation, molecular function: starch binding; carbohydrate phosphatase activity. The record is from RefSeq and is a predicted model, not a curated record.
GAUGGGAGUGGAGGAAUCAUUUGAGCCAAAGAGUGCAGGUGUCAUACUUACGGUUUUUAGAGGAGGUGUUGUGGCGCCGUGUCCAUGUGCCUGGAAGAUUGAUUAGCACUCCUCAGAAAAACAAUUAAAAUUAGAGCUAAAACCUUAGAAAACAACAAAGGCCAAUUACCAUCUCUGUCUCCGUUUGCCGUCUGGUGCUAGAGGCAAAAUGGGAUUCGCUGUUAACAAUUAUUUCUUUUCCACACUCUUUACGACUCCUCUGGAAAAUGAGGUUUUCCUGAGGAAGAAAUCGUUCUGCAAUUUCAUGGUAGCUAAGUCUCUCUCUGAGACGAAUACAAUUUCCUGUAAAAUGUCACAAAGUGGAAUUGAAGAAAAUUCCACCAACAGAAGAAGCUCCAAGUCCAGGAUGGAUGAGUACAAUAUAGCUAUGAAGAGAAUGAUGAGGAACCCAUACGAGUACCACCAUGAUAUUGGUAUGAAUUACACACUCAUAACUGACAAUGUUAUUGUUGGUUCCCAACCUCAGAAGCCUGACGAUAUUGAUCACCUGAUACAGGAAGAGAAUGUUGCCUAUAUUCUAAACUUACAGCAGGACAAGGACAUUGAGUACUGGGGAAUUGACAUAGAAUCUAUAGUCGGAAGAUGUAAAGAACUUGGCAUUUGCCACAUGAGAAGACCUGCAAGGGAUUUUGAUCCCGAUUCCUUAAGAAGCGGAUUACCUAAAGCCGUUUCUUCAUUGGAAUGGGCCAUAUCAGAAGGAAAAGGAAGAGCUUAUGUGCAUUGUACAGCUGGAUUGGGGAGGGCCCCAGCAGUUGCAAUUGCAUAUAUUUUUUGGUUCUGUGGAAUGAAUUUGAAUGAGGCAUAUGACAUGCUUACCUCAAAGAGGCCUUGUGGGCCGAAUAAAAGAGCAAUACGUGGAGCUACCUAUGAUGUAGUUAAGAACGAACCAUGGAAAGAGCCUUUUGAGAGCCUUCCAGAACAUGCUUUUGAGGAUAUAGCAGUUUGGGAAAGGAACCUGAUUCAAGAUCGAGUUCGAGCCCUCCGUGGAACUUGAAAAUGAGCUUUGGGAUUAAAAUUUCAGGUAAAUGCCAUUCCGUUUUGUGAACAGGAUAGCAGACAUCCUUUGUAUAAUUUCAGUUUCAACCUCAUCAUCAAUUGCCAGGGACCAUGAUAUCUGACUUGCAUGGCAUAGAAAGGAAGCUACUUCUUCUUGACAGUCCAAUGUGAAGCCUUUUCUGAUUUCUGAGGAUGAUGAUGAUUGAUGCCUCACCUGGUCUUGAUAAAGGCCCAAAUUUGGUCAGCGGUUGCCCAUUUUUGCAUUAUAUACUUUGGUGACUAUCGAAUUCUCGAAUCAGUUAAUAACAUGGCUUCUUAUACUUGUGUAAAGAGGGAAUGUAAUUAACGAAUACAACAAUUAAUGCCCAUAGAAAUGGGAUGUUAAUUAUUUGAUUCAAUAAGUUACUUAAAUUUGAGAUCAUGCCACACUCUGAAUUGAGCUGUUAUGCUAUUCUAUUUUA